Molecule: messenger RNA, 3201 nt
Organism: Macadamia integrifolia
Lineage: Eukaryota; Viridiplantae; Streptophyta; Magnoliopsida; Proteales; Proteaceae
Exons: 3
Coding region: 386-1717 (443 amino acids)
Source: RefSeq, a predicted model, not a curated record
GGGUCCUCCAUGUACCUCAGUGGAGCAGAUUAAUCUUCCUAGCAAGCUGCAAUGUCAAGCAAAGUAGCCUCUCAAAUCUCAUGCCCACCCACCAGGAGAAAAAGAGGAAGAAGAAGGAAAAAGCAGAAGAGAUUUUGAAAAGGGGAGAAAAAAAGUGUCCAUAGCAUCAUCAUCACAGCAUCAAUUCAUCUUUCCUCUUCAUUCAAUCACACUUCAUACCCACUACCGGCCAGCACCAACUCCUAAGGUUGCAGCAGCAGCAGCACCACCACCACCACCACCAUUCAACAGAACUUGCUUAGUCAUCUGAAGAAUAUAGAAGAAAGUUGAAAGGGAAUUUUCAGGGGACCUGACAACAAUAUACUGCAUAAUUACUUUGUUUAGGAUGGAAUCUUUUAAUGAAACAUCUGGGUUCCGUUACAAUCCUAGCUCUGAAGCAAUGGUAGACCUAGAUGGAGAUAGGGAGUUCUCUGGCCUUCUUGAGAUAUUUGUUCAUCAUGCCAGGAACAUACACAACAUUUGUAUCUAUAACAAACAAGAUGUGUAUGCAAAAUUUUCCCUUACUUACAGUCCUGAUGAGACACUGUCAACUAGGAUCAUAAAUGGAGGUGGGAAGAACCCUGAAUUCAAUGAAAAUUUGAGGAUGAAAAUAACCCAACUGGAUGCAGUCCUCAAAUGUGAGAUUUGGAUGCUCAGUAGAGCCAGGAAUUAUAUGGAAGACCAGUUGUUGGGAUUUACCCUUGUCCCAAUGUCGUUGGUGGCAGGGAAAGGUAAGGUGUCCCAAGAUUUCACCCUUUCCUCCACUGAUCUCUUCCAUUCACCGGCUGGAACUGUCAAGAUGACUCUGUUUCUUGACACAUCUCUGCCUGUUAAUUCGUCUGCCAAGUCCUUCUCUGAUUCACCUACUAAUUCAUCCAUAAGUUCAGAGGUUGUGUUAUUGGAUCCCAAGAAUUCUGAGGAAUUGGACCCAGUUGAAUAUGGGAGAAUUGAAUUUCCUGAUAUCAAUGUGGUGAAGGAGAAUCAGAAGAUGGUUUCUGAGUAUUUCAACAUAGCAGAUCAUAGUGCUGCUUCAAGGCUUAGUGUGGUAGGACCUGCUUCCUUUCUUCAUCUUGGUGCUUGUAGUGAGUCGGUAGAUGACUAUGACAUGACUGUAAAUUCUUCAGAGGAGAAUUAUGGUGGAUCCAUUUCUCCAAGUGGAAGCAAACAAAAUUCCGGUUUCUUUUCAACGACAACCAGCUUAAGUGACGACAGGAACUCAGUUGACUCAAUGGAGAAAAAGAGUCAUGUUGCCAGUGAUAUACCUAAUUCAAAUGUUGAGGCUCAUCAGAUCUCCCGGGCUUCUCCGGAUACGCCAACGUCGAAGAAAGGGAUUGAUAGAGAGGAGAAAGAGGCCAGUUUCACAAGCAAGGAAGAGGAGGAUGGAUCCAAAGAUAAUCUGCAUCCUGUGGAGUUGGGUCCAGCUUUUACAGCUCCACUUGGGAACAUCAACCUCGAGGCUGAGCAGAAUGCAAUGCAGAGGCAGAUAGUUGAUAUGUAUAUGAGAAGCAUGCAACAGUUUACAGAAUCAUUGGAAAAGAUGAAGCUCCCAAUGGAUCUUGAUAAACUGGAACCUGACAAGAAUGGUGUUGUUAUUCAUACUCAUAACAAGAAUCUGGAAACCGAUAAAAAGAAAAAGGAUGGCUCAAGGGUAUUCUAUGGUAGCAGAGCUUUCUUCUAAAUGGUUCUUUACUAAUGUUACAGGGUCGAAAGCAUUAAGUCCUCUAUCGACCUCUUCAUUGCGGCUUACCAGUCUUCUUACGCUUUUCUCUCUGUGGCAUUACCAACGGAAAAAGAGUAAGAAAAAGAAGAUGAGAAAUGUAUAAUCAUGUGCAUACAAAAGCACGGUUUUCUGUCUUGGUAAUCCACGUAUCUGUUCAACUAUUUAUAUUUAUCCCGUGACAGCAAUGCACUAGCAAUGUAAUUGUUUUUCUGUGUUUAUCCUUUGAAAUUAUGAGUUUUUAGAUUGUUCGUAAUCCUCAUAUUCCAAGUCAGUCUGAAAACUUGACAAUGGAACAGGUGUACCAAAGCAGAGGCCAAAAUGUUUAUAUUAUGUGAUAACAGAUACUGCUGAUUACCUUACAACACUGCAAUUUUUGGCUAAUUUCUACUGCCUUUCAUUUUUUGGUCAAGUUUAGUAUGGUUGACAUGUCAGACAAGUGAAAAUCAAGCCAUCCCUUAUUUACUUCUCACUAUAAUGCAACUGAACUUGGAAAGCUUUACUAGAUAAUACAAAUAGUACAAGAAUAUAAACUUACAGAGCUGAGCAUGAUAAGAUCUACAAUUUCUGCCCUUGACAUUGGUAAUCCAUAAUGCAAUGGAAGAACUCUGCCCCAUGCAUGUUAGAAUCAUCUAGCCGGUUAUAUUUUUCACAUGAAGAUCACUGCAAAGCUUCAAUAGCUGAAUGUUCUGAUGAUUGGUUGUAGCUGUAUAUAGAUAUAACAAACAAACAUUUACAAGCAGCUCUUAUUCAUUACAUGGAUGCUCUGCAGUUAUAUGAUACCCAAUUCUUCAAGAACUUGUAUGAGUCUAUUAGAGGUGGACAAUCUUGGAAUGGUGGUUUCAUGAUGAUGUAUGCCUGCAGAAACUUUACUAGCCUCAUCCAGGACCCUCUUCUUCUUCUUUGUUUUUCUUGGCUGUUGGCAUGGUAUGGUAAUGCUUUGUCCAUUGGGUUCCAGCAUAUCCCUUCGUCCCAGGCUUCCAGGUCAAGAAUCAUGGCACGCCAUGCGGUUAGGUCCUCCAUUGUCAUCUUAUCAAGAACUAGAUUGUGUUUUUUUCAUGUACCCAGAGUUGGUGGGCAAGUUCACCAAGCUGCUUGUGAUGAAUAUGUCUGAUUCAGUAUGGUGACUCCAUUAAAUGAUCUAAGUAUUCAUCUGCUUCAGCAACACACACAGUCAAGGAUGAAGAGUUCCAGAGAAUUGUUGCUUUUGCUGUUAUAAAAACUGAAGAUUAUAUGAGUUCAUUAAAACAGGUCAUCGGAAAGUUAGUCAUCUAAAGAAUGGUUCUGCAGCUGUCCAAACUUGAUCGCAAGACAUGUUAGUGCUUCUCCAAUUUAAAUGUUGCCUUUUGAUCAUAAAAGUGACAUUAUGGCUUCAUUUCAAUCCAUCUGCAACUUCAUGAAAGAAGACAUUUGCUUCUGCAAUGCCCUGAUAUGCAUUUGAACAA